Messenger RNA from Closterium sp. Naga37s-1, 726 nucleotides. Lineage: Eukaryota; Viridiplantae; Streptophyta; Zygnematophyceae; Desmidiales; Closteriaceae. The record is from the annotation of a GenBank genome assembly.
AUGGUGGAUCGUUCGCAAAGUCUUGAUCACUUGCUGCCAUCGCUCCUAUCACUCUGCCACCACAUCACCAUGACGCGCGCGCGGAAGCAUGUGAAAGCGAGUGCACUGGGCGAGCGUGUGAGCGUGGGGGAGGGGGAGCAGAUUCUGCGCGUUGUGGCCCCCAGGGGCAGCAACCUCAUCGAGCUGGAGGACGGUAGUGGCACGGCCAUGCUGUGCAUGCUGCCCGCCAAGUUCCACCGCAUGCUGUGGCUCAAGAGAGGCAGUUUUGUGGUGGCAGACGUGAGUUCAGCAGAGGAGGUGGAUAAGGCGGGAGGGAGAGUGAGGGGCAGCAUAACGGCUGUGCUGUUUGAUCAUCACAUUAAAGAGCUCGUAGCCUCCAAUCAGUGGCCAGAGGCGUUUGCAGAAGCAGUAGUAAAAGAAAGAGCUGGAGCAUCAACAUCAGCACCAUCUGAGCAAAGCCAAGAGAAAGAUGCAGAGCACAGCUCACUUGGAGAAGAAGGGCAGGCUUUGCGGAGUUCCCAAGGCAGCGCAAGGGAGGGGCCAGAGGAGCCAAGGCAAACAACUACGGGAGGGGAUGGGCAGGGGAAGGAAGAGAGAGUGGGAGAGGAAGAGGAGGGCGAAGAUGAGGAGGACGAUGGAUUGCCUCCUUUGGAGAGGAAUCCAAAUCAUCGACCAAUGUUCGUGGAGGAUGUUUCAGAUGAUGAAGACAGCGACGAGGAUGAGUAA